CCCUUCUAGGAAGCCUCUCGCUGCGAUGUCUGCAAAUGCAGCUUCUCCACCUUCCGCCGGCUGGUAAUUCUCAGUUCUUAUGUCAAAAUCAGCCGAAGUUACUUCGAUUAUGUUCCUUCCUCUAUCACUCCAUUUUCAAUUUCACCUAUUUCAUACGAGGAUUUGGCUUGAGGUUCAAUUUCAUUUGAAAUUGAUUCAGACAUCAGUUGAGAGCUUGGGCUUUUAGUCGUUGAGCUGUCUAACAAGGUGAGAAUCCCGGAGCCUCUGAGGAUUCUUCAGCUUCAAUUCCGGCUACCAAUAUUAGAACAAAGAAGCUCUUUGUCACCGCUUAAGGAUUCAAAGAUACCAAAGGUAGAAGCAUUUAAAGUUUCGGGAAAAAAGCUGCAAUAAUUUCCUCUUGAGACAGGUCAAGCUAUGAAUGCACCAUUUAACAAAGGAAUGAGCCACAAAAAUAGAAGAUUUACAACACCUCGUUUGUCAAAGAAAUUGCAUGAACAUGGAAAAAAAUAUGCUGGAAAUAACAAGUUAACAACUCCAUCAAUUUCUCAAGGCAGAACAGAGCAAGAACCUGAGGCCACAUUCAAUUAUUCAAUGAACAGAGACAACACAUCACACUCUCUGAUUGUGCAUUAUAAAGAUUGUGAAUUCCAUGAAAAUGGUUUCAAUGAAGAUAGUUCAUUCUUGGAUAUCUUGAGCAUCUGUAAGAAGUUCAUUGAUAUAUAUUCUGUUGGUAUCAAAAUCAGUGAUGGAGAUGCUAGACCCUUAAAGAGUGAUAGAGAUGUUUUGGCUAUGCUGAUACGACAUGAGGAUGUUCCUUGCAUCAAUGUUCAUAUAUAUGAGGAUCCUACUGUUGCGCCAUUAAGUUUCAAGCUGCCACAAGACAAUCCAAUGCUUGGUUCGCAAGUCUCGUCAAAUCUUAGAGUAACAAAUGUUAAAAUAGUGGGUGAUCUCAAGGCAAAUAAAAAGGUCAAGGUAACUGGGACUAUUGUUGGAGGGAUUGAAGAUGAAAGCAUGGUGGACUUGUUCAUUACCAUUUCUAAAAGCUUUGAUGCACAGAAAGAUCUUGAGCUUAUUGGUCAUUCUAGGAACAAUAAGGAGUUUCAAUUGCCCUCAAAAGCAGUUGGUCAUUAUGUGGUCGCGAAAUAUUCUCCUAUGAAUGAAGAUGGCAAAUAUGGUGAACCAGUGUUUGUUGUGUCAGACAGAACUGUUGAGAAUCCAUCCCCUCAAAAGGAAAAAAAAGUUAGAGGAGGGAACAAGAAUAGAAAAGUUGCAUCUUUGAGAAGUGGUGAAAAGCUAGAAGUUAUAUUCUUUAAUAAUCGUCCAGUCAAUAAAAAUCAUGAGGCUUGGUCAAGACAUCUUGGGAAAAUUGUGCGUGACAGCAACAUUUGCCCCGUGAGAGUGCAAUCAUGGAAGGAGAUCGGAAAUGCAGAAAAACAACAUAUGUGGGAGGCUGUUAAGGAAUGUUUCUCAAAUCCAAAUAUUGAGUUAUAUCGUGAGCAUACGUUGGAGCAUAUGAGUGUUUUGUGGGGAGCUUGGAGAUCAAAGUUGUAUGCAGAUCACGUGAAACCUUACAAAAACAAGAUCAAUGCUUUAAAAAAGGUUCCACGUGGGAUGAAUGAUAAAGAUUGGGAAUGGCUCGUAACUAACAAGUUUCUAACUAAAGAGUUUCAGGAUAUCAGUGAGCGAAAUUCUAAGAAUCGAUCAAAAUCUGAUUUGUUUAUGCCUCAUCUUACUGGGAGCAGACCACAUAGAGAUAUCAUUUAUGACAAGGGAGGUAAAAAUUCUGAAAUGCCUGAUUUGGGAGUAAUUUUCUUCGAGACUCGGAGCAAAAAUGGAAAAUUUAAGGGGACAAAGGAGAAGGACAAAUAUGAUGAAAUUGUUGAAACAAUUCAAUCUAAUCCAUCUCUCAGUAACCUUGAACUUGCUGAAAAAUGUUUCGGGCCACAACAGCAUGGAAUUGUUUAUGGUUAUGGAGGUGGUGUGAAACGGAAAACAUUUCACGACUGGAAAUCUUCUUACACCAAGGAACUCGAGGAAAAACUUUCUGCAAAAGAUGAAGAAAAUCGUCUGCUUAGGAAACGAGUGGAUAGACUUGAAGAAAGGUUCGAUCAAUGGGAGAGAAGUGGUUUACCAUCAGAAUAAAGCCCACAUUUUUGCUGGUAUAACUUGUUGAUUCUUAAUAUAUUCUUGUGAAAGCCAAUAGUUCUCUCAGUUCUUUGCUUUUGUCUAGUUAAUUAUUAACUUAAAUUCUCUUUUCGCAGAAUAAAUUUCUUCAUUUGCCAUCCAA
Molecule: messenger RNA, 2287 nt
Organism: Salvia miltiorrhiza (redroot sage)
Lineage: Eukaryota; Viridiplantae; Streptophyta; Magnoliopsida; Lamiales; Lamiaceae
Exons: 13
Coding region: 415-2142 (575 amino acids)
Source: RefSeq, a predicted model, not a curated record